Molecule: messenger RNA, 696 nt
Organism: Limanda limanda (common dab)
Lineage: Eukaryota; Metazoa; Chordata; Actinopteri; Pleuronectiformes; Pleuronectidae
Gene: efna3b
Product: ephrin-A3b
Exons: 5
Coding region: 1-669 (222 amino acids)
Biological process (GO): axon guidance; ephrin receptor signaling pathway
Cellular component (GO): plasma membrane
Molecular function (GO): ephrin receptor binding
Source: RefSeq, a predicted model, not a curated record
AUGGCUGUGGUGGCGGUGCUGUCUCUCUGGGUGCUUACGAGUCUCACCUGGGCCAGCGUGCUCCAGGUGUCAGCCAACAGACACUCGGUCUACUGGAACAGCUCCAACAUACAUUUGCGCAGGGAGGGCUACACAAUGCAGGUGAACGUCAACGACUACCUGGACAUCUACUGCCCUCAUUAUAACGACAGCCAGCGCAUGGUCGGCACCGGAGAGCAGUACGUCCUCUACAUGGUCAGUUACCGUGGCUACAGGAACUGCGACCCCCAGCUGGGCUUCAAGAGGUGGGAGUGCAACCGGCCUCACGCCCCACACGCCCCCAUCAAGUUUUCGGAGAAGUUCCAGCGCUACAGCGCCUUCUCGCUGGGCUACGAGUUCCACGUGGGACAGGAGUACUAUUACAUCUCCACGCCCACUCAUCACCACGGCCGCAGCUGCCUGAGACUACGAGUGUACGUCUGCUGCUCCACGGCCUCUGACGUGGACGAUGAGCCAGAGCCCACAGAACCAGACUACACGCUUAGACCAGGCCUAAAAAUUGAUGAUAUUGAUGAAUUUAACCCGUUCGUUCCCAAGCUGGAGAAGAGCGUCAGUGGAAGCAGUCCGUCCAGGGAUCGCCUUCUCCUCACCGUGACGACGCUCCUCCUGGCCAUCCUCUUCAUCUCCUAGCAACGGCCAUCCCAUCAGCGUCACCAU